Molecule: messenger RNA, 1893 nt
Organism: Strongylocentrotus purpuratus (purple sea urchin)
Lineage: Eukaryota; Metazoa; Echinodermata; Echinoidea; Camarodonta; Strongylocentrotidae
Exons: 9
Coding region: 239-1588 (449 amino acids)
Biological process (GO): signal transduction
Molecular function (GO): protein binding
Source: RefSeq, a predicted model, not a curated record
AAGAGUUGUUGUACUGACGUCAAUAUGCCAAUCGCAUGUAGGAAUGGCAGUGCAGAUAAUACAUGCCGCUCGGUGUUGAUAAUCGGAUGGAUUUACUGAAUUCAAUUGAUUUGACUGUUUUAAUUCUACAUGAUUCUUGCAUGUUGACAAUGUGACGUUCUGGGGGAAUUCACUUUCCCAUAUUAUUACAGCGUAUGAUAACGGGAUGCUCAUUUAGUCUCUGAUAGGAUAAGCCACCAUGACUGCACCAAGGGGAGAGAGUGAGGGCAGAUACCUGAAGGUCAAAGUUCUAGACUUUCUUGAUCGUCGUCUGGCCGGUGGUUUGAUAUCGUGGAGGCAGUUAGCUGGACAGUUAGACUUCACUUCUACUGAUGUUGAUAAAUUGGAGUCAGAUGGGUCAAAAAUAUACCAAUCAUCCACUAAAUGUCUCUUGCGUCAAUGGGAGUAUCGAGAAGGUGGAUGUAACGUGGAGCUGCUCAAGGAGAGCUUGUUUAAAAUUGGUCGAUUGGAUAUUCUUCGGGACCUCCGCGAUGGCUAUGAAAAUCAAGGUAUAGAACUGGUUGAACCCAGAUCCAGUUCCACAAACAGUGAGCAAAUACCACAGGAUGACCAAAACAAGAGAUUCGCUGGUAUAGAACUGGUUGAAUCUAGGUCCGGUCCCACAACCAUUAGGCAAAUACCUGUACCACUUGAUGAUGGAAAAUUAUUCCUUGACGGAAAAGUGUACUAUGUACGAGAAUAUCAGCUGCAAGAGAAGAGAAAAUCAGAUCCGGAACCGAUAAUAGGAGAGAAUUUAUCAACUUCAGGCAAUCAAAGCUGGGGUAGCGGCUCCGUGGACAGAAUUCCGGGACCGUCGAACAGUCCGAAGAAUUUAAUAAAGUCAACAAGCUCGCAAUUACCGGUAUCAGAGGAACCUUACCAAACUCUCCGCACCAAAACCUCGCCGAUUCUUCAGGAUAUGCCGAGAGAAGUAGAGUCGUAUCCAACUCGUGGGAACUUUGGGCCGUUACGUUCAGUGACUCCUAGCGUUCGUGAUGCAUCAGAACACAGAGGGGUAUGCCCUGGAAAGCAGUAUUUAGUGGUUUCAUCUGAUAAUGAACAAGACAGACAGUGGUCCAAGAAGUUGUGUAAAAUUCUGAAUAAGAAGGGACAUCAAGCAUCCUGGCUUCAUGAUGUGCAUCCCGGGAGCUAUCGUAGGCUCUUUUAUCAGGUUAAUUAUGUGUUGGUGAUUUACACCGAGAAGUACAAGAAGGAUUUUCAAACAAAUGGAACUAGAAACCAGAUACUCUUUCAGGAGAUGCAGAUGGAAUACCAAUCCAACAGCAGAGUCAAUCAUCGAUUCAUCCCAGUGUACGAUGUCAGCGUGAUUCGUCUGUUACCUGAUGCUCUGCUCAAUGGCAACGCGGCUGAGCGGAACUACAUCCUGGACCUUCUGAGUAGCAAGCAUCCUCGUGGGGGCAUGCAUUCCUCUGCGCCAUCCCGGGGGACACGGACCGAGGCUGUCAUUGUUCGAGAGUACCACUCUCCGCAAACUCACGCCAAGCGCAACAACUCAGAGAAGAAAGGAUUUUUUGGGAAAAAGAAAUGAAAGUAUCCGGAGGAAGGUUAAACAAACAAACAAGGAACUAUUAUUCAAACCAGAUCAGAGCUUGACCAGGGGGGCAUUUCACAAAACUUGUCAUCAGUGACACAUGACAGUUUUUGUCAUAAGCUACUGAAAUCCUUGCUUCUGAUUGGUUAUCAGCAGAUUUGUCACUGAAUUUGUCGUUUGUCAUUGAAAAAAGGCUUUGUGAUACGCCCCCUUGUUAUCAACUAUAUUUUGUCAUUCCCCAAGGCUCAGUACUGGGACCACCCUAUUCUAAUAGGCAAUGAGUUAAUGUCCAUUUUUUCAUG